Molecule: messenger RNA, 3064 nt
Organism: Cuscuta europaea
Lineage: Eukaryota; Viridiplantae; Streptophyta; Magnoliopsida; Solanales; Convolvulaceae
Source: the annotation of a GenBank genome assembly
UACCAUGACUUCCUACAAAACUUUACAAAUUUUAAUAGAAUCACCAAAGUGCCUGGGUUUAAGCACUUUGGUUCAUGCAUUCAUCAGAUAAAUUUUCCAAGCAAACUGUUCAUGGCGUCAUCUGAAGAGGAUGGUGAAAUUGUUCCUGAAUGCAUAAACGAUUACCUUUUCUACGACUGCAAUAGUGUACCCGUUUCAUUUGCUCUUUUGCCUCUCAAGAGAUGUUCCAGUGGGAUUUCUGACUCAUCAAGCACGCCUUUAUUCGUGUGUGGAGUUGGAGAUGAAGGGAUCCAGAAAGUUUAUAAGAAGGUAGUGGCAUGGAAAUUUGAGUUCUCCUAUUUCCUACCAGAAAUUUAUGUUCUACUUCCCAAAGACAAUAUUUGGAUAAAGCUAUUGAGACCUAAGAAGAGCUACGAGGAGAUCAUCAAACCUGCCUUGACUGUUGUCCAUUGCCUGAACUAUGUGAAAUUUAACCCUCUGGAAACCAGAGAAGUUGUAUGGAAUCACAUUCAGAAAACCUUAAGUGCAUAUGAGGUUUUACCUUGUGAAGACGACCUAUUGAAACACUUAUCAGUACUCAGAGACACUGCUCUUAGAGACAAAGAUGUAUCAAAGUCUGAGUACUUGGCUGGAUUUCUCAGGGAGACAUGUAUGGACAAUACAAGUGCUUGUGAGGUGUACAAAACAUAUAAGAAACGCAAAUUUAUUAUUGAUGAGGACGACGAUAGUGAUGAUGAUUACAAUGAUGAUGAUGAUGAUGAUGGUGAUGGUGAUGAUAACGAAGAAGAAGAUGGAAUCUUCGAUCAUGUCUGUGCACUUUGUGAUAAUGGGGGUGAACUUUUGUGUUGUGAAGGAAGAUGCAUACGAUCCUUCCAUCCGACUAUAGAAUCUGGUGUGGAUUCCUUUUGUCAAUCUCUUGGCUAUACUAGUCGCAAAGUAGAAGCAAUUCAGAGAUUUGUUUGCAAGAAUUGUCAAUAUGGGCGUCACCAAUGCUUUGCAUGUGGGUUAUUAGGUUUUUCUGAGAAAUUUUCUGGGGCAGCUGAGGUCUUUCCAUGCGUAUCUGCAACCUGUGGUCAUUUCUUUCAUCCAAAGUGUGUCUCUGGGCUAGUAUAUCCAUCUGAUGGUACUCAAGCCAAGAAACUUGAAAAAUAUAUUGCAGAUGGAGAAGCAUUUACAUGUCCUGCUCAUAAAUGUGUUAUAUGCAAGCAAGGAGAAGAUAAAAAGGUCUAUGAUUUGCAAUUUGCUGUUUGCCGACGCUGUCCCAAGGCAUAUCAUAGGAAAUGUUUGCCCAGGAACAUUACUUUUCAUGAGAGUGAUGGCCAAAAAGGUAUUCAACAAAGGGCAUGGGAUGGACUUUUGCCUGGUCGUGUCUUGAUAUAUUGCAUGGAACACAAGAUGAUUCCUUCAAUAGGUACUCCAAGAAGAGAUCAUAUCUUGUUUCCAUUUGAAGACCCAAAGGAAAAGAAGAUUUCUGGGAAUCUACCGGGCAAAGAGCCUGUAUUCUCUCAGUGGAGAAGUAACAUGUAUGGACAUUUGAAAAUUAUCUUGGAAGGUGAGCGGGAAAGACCUGUCCAAAGGUCUUUUGGCGACGAAAUGAUAAAAAACAGCAACCCACAAAAAGUAGCUCCAAUGCUGCCAUCAAGGCCAGCAUCCCUUCACUUACCAAAAAUAACAAUCAAGCAUCCUGCUGUGGACAAAGGCAAGUUUAGAGAAGCAGUAAAUAUUAGGUUCGUUCCAAAGGAACAAAAUGUUGUGAAAAAAGAAAUGGCAGUGAAGGGCAAUAGAGAAUGGCAUUCGCGGGUUGAGACAAAGAAGAGGAUACUUGCACUUGUAGAAAGUGUCGAUUCUUCCUUUGAUGAGCAUAGUUUUAUCAUGGAGCAUAAAAAGAAGAGCAUCCUUACUUUUUCAUCGAGAUUUGAUGAUGCAAAGACCAUUACUGAAGCAAAGGUGGAGCGUGCUGUAAAGGCUGUUCAAGCAGCCUUGAAGAAAUUAGAAGAAGGGCAGAAUAUAGAGGAUGCAAAGGCUAUUUGUGAACCUGGGAUUGUCAAACAUAUCUUCAAAUGGAAGAAGAACAUAGGUUCUUACAUCUCUCCUUUUCUCAAUGGUGUGAGAUAUACAUCUUUUGGCCGCCACUUCACAAAACUUGACAAACUAAAAGAGAUUGUUAAUAGGCUUCGGUGGUAUGUACAAGAUGGUGACAUGAUUGUCGACUUCUGCUGUGGUUCAAAUGAUUUCAGCUGCCUAAUGAAAGAGGAGCUUCAAAAAAUGGGGAAAGUCUGUCAAUUUAAAAACUUUGAUCUCAUACAACCCCAGAAUGAUUUCAACUUUGAGAAGAGGAAUUGGUUGAGUAUUAAAGUUGGGGAAUUACCUGAAGGGUCUAAUCUGGUCAUGGGGCUAAAUCCCCCCUUUGCCAAUGCCUAUGAAUUUCUGAACCAAGCUCUUAAGUUCAGACCAAAGCUUCUUAUUGUUACAGUCCCUAAGCAAACCAAAAGGCUUGAUGAAAGGCAGGAUCCAUAUGAUAUUAUUUGGGAGGAUGAAGAAAUACUGGCUGGAAAGUCAUUUUACCUGCCGGGGUCAGUGAAUGUGCAUGAUGAGCUGAUAGAGCAAUGGAACAAUGAGUCACCACCAUUGUAUCUAUGGAGUCGCCCUGAUUGGACAGUUGUACACAAGGCGGUAGCUCUUAGACACGGACAUAUUAGGAUGGAACCAGAACAACGCGUGAAUGAAGUGGCGGGACCCGGUUUUUCCAAUGUCACAUGUGGCUAUGGUGUUGUGAAUAGCAGUCCUGUUGGCUUCCUGGAGCCUUUUUAUGACUCUGAGCCUGGAAGAAUUGGGACGGUGUUUGGAUUUCUGCAACAAGGAAACUUUGACAACAUCAUGCACCAAUACCCACAGGACAUGGAAAUGUCUACUCCAUAACAUCCUUAACGAAGUGGCCAAUACCCACGGACAUAUUAGGAUGGAACCAGAACAAUGGUGAAUGAAGUUGCGGGGUCCAGUUUUUCCAAUGUCAUGUGGUUAUAGUGGUGUGAACCAGUGGAGGAGCUAGGGGGGGCAAGGGGGG